This is a messenger RNA of Myotis myotis, 1166 nucleotides long. It is a transcript of the gene HSD17B14, whose product is annotated as hydroxysteroid 17-beta dehydrogenase 14. Lineage: Eukaryota; Metazoa; Chordata; Mammalia; Chiroptera; Vespertilionidae. The record is from RefSeq and is a predicted model, not a curated record.
AUGCCCACGGGGUCGCGCUAUGCCGGGAAGAUGGUCCUUGGGGGUGGCGGGGGACGCGGCAUCGGAGCCGGGAUCGUGCGAGCCUUCGGGGAGGGGGGCUACAAAACAGGUGGCUUGGUGGGGGACCCCCCUCCGCAGUGGCCUGAGGAGACCUCCGCCCAGGGCUUCUGGCCGCUGCUGGAGCUGAACCUGCCGGGGACCCCUAUUAUCAUCAUCUUCACCAUCAUCACCAUCGAUAUAACCAUCAUCAUCACUUCCAUCACCGUCAUCAUCAUCUUCACCAUCAUCAUGGCCAUCAUCACCAUCAUAGCCUCAGGCUCGCAGGGUGGUGGGUAUGUGUGUGCCAUCAACAUCUCCAGCCUGAUGGGGGCAACUGGCUAGUCCCAGGCAGUUCUCUAUGUGGCCACCACGGGGGCGCCAUCCUGUCCACCAAAAGGUUGCCAGUUCAAUUCCCGGUCCGGACAAAUGCCUGGGUUUCUGGCUAGAUCCCUGGUAGGGGGUGUGCGGGAGGCAGCAAGGCCUUGCCCUGGGUGGGAGUCAACUGGUGAGCAGCUCCCGUGGACUGAGAGCCUGGGGGGUGCAGGGGGGGAGGAAGAUGCAGUGAGCCCGAGAAGCAGUGUCUGCGGCAGACCAACCUGCUUCUCUCCUCCCUUCCCCAGGGUCUCCCCAGGAAACAUCUGGACCCCACCGUGGAAGGAGCUGGCAGCCCCAACACCUGACCCGGAAGCCACAGUCUGAGAGGGUGCAAUGGCCCAGCCCCUGGCCCCAGAAGGCAGCUUCUGCACCGGUCUGGUGACCCGGGGUGCCGCGCUGGGGUGCGGGUGCCAGGCCAGGCGGGGCUCCCCCGUGGAGGCCCCUGCCACCCCUUCCUGAUUUGCCACAUUUGCGCGUGGGCUUCCCUGCCGAGGACUCUCCCUCUCCAAACUCCGUCUCCCACGUUCAGGUUGCUGCGCGCUACCUCUGGGGUGCCACCCCCAACUCCACCAACGCGCCAAUCCACACCCCACAGGUCCCCACAAAAGCAACGGGCAGCCAGAAGGAGGGGGGCAUCGUUGCAUUUAUUUUCCGUCCUUUUUGAGUCCUGCCACACUGCCCCCCGUCCCCGCUACCCCAGCGCUGGAGCAGCCUGGACCCCAGGGACUGCAACUCCCAGCAGACCUUGCGGC